CCCUGUUUCUUUAAAUAAGUUUAUUCUUCUACUGUCUAUACUGAUGUUGACACUAUUUAAACAGAAAGUUUGAAGAUCUAGCAUCUCAUCCACACUGCCCACAAGAAGUUUACGUUCUAAGCCCUACAUUUGGGCUCGAAACUCUUCCGACGCAAGCAGGCAGCUGUGACUCGCCAGGGGAAAAAACAGCCUGCAAAAGCCUCCGAGCCUGAGACUAACUGUUUAUUGCUUCUACUCUCAGCUGAAGCCCCAGUGUGGACACCAGAAAAAAUGGUGGUACAUCUCCUAGAACACUUUCCUCAGCUCCUACUGCUGCUAGGACUAUGCGGACCAGUGUGUCCAAUUUAUGCUUUGCCUAAGAAUCUCACCAAGGCUCACUGGUUUGAAAUUCAGCAUAUACAUCCAAGUCCUCUCCAAUGCAACAAGGCAAUGCAUGGUGUCAAUAAAUAUACUGAACACUGUAAGCCUGAAAACACCUUUCUGCAUGACUCCUUCCAGAACGUGGCUGCGAUCUGUGAGUUCCCCAAUAUUGUCUGCAAAAAUGGCCAGAAAAAUUGUCACCAGAGUCCAAAGCCUGUUAAGAUGACUAACUGCGAUCUUACUGCAGGGAAGUAUCCUGAUUGCCACUACAACGAUGCUGUCCAGUACAAGUUCUUUAUUAUUGCCUGUGACCCUCGUCAGGAGAGUGACCCUCCCUAUCAUUUGGUUCCUGUACACUUAGAUGGGAUUGUUUAAAGUUUUCAUCACUUUCCUCUUACUCAUUCCAAGUUCUCUUGUCAUCUCUUCCACCUUUUGUUUAUUUCUCUGGUUCCCAUGGAGAAGAAAAAAAGGUAUUGGUUGAAUUAGAGUGCCAAGGGCACCAGACCAGACUUGGGACAAACAGAAAUAGGAUUCUUUUCUGCUUUGAAGCUCUGUGUUUCAAAGAUGGCAAGAAGGAAAAGGACAACGAAGGACCCAGGCCUCCGUAUUU
Molecule: messenger RNA, 970 nt
Organism: Pteronotus mesoamericanus
Lineage: Eukaryota; Metazoa; Chordata; Mammalia; Chiroptera; Mormoopidae
Gene: RNASE6
Product: ribonuclease A family member k6
Exons: 2
Coding region: 271-735 (154 amino acids)
Biological process (GO): innate immune response; antibacterial humoral response; defense response to Gram-negative bacterium
Molecular function (GO): RNA nuclease activity; nucleic acid binding
Source: RefSeq, a predicted model, not a curated record